Penicillium brasilianum is the source of this 3194-nucleotide messenger RNA. NCBI's taxonomy places the organism in Eukaryota, Fungi, Ascomycota, Eurotiomycetes, Eurotiales, Aspergillaceae. The record is from the annotation of a GenBank genome assembly.
CCUUAUCGUGCGCCGUCCAACCUCCUCUUUCCGUUGCAUCAUCCGUUCUCCGCUGAAUAAGCCCUUGCAACCUCUUUCAGUCCUUUACCAUCUCCACCAUCUCCAGCACAGUACACAAUCUCACAAACCCUGGCGCGAUCAUUACAUCCUUUACGCGAUUACCCGCAAGCCAUUCUCAACCCGCCACCUCAUCCGACUGCUGGUAUUCAUAAUUAGGUUGGGCCGUUCGCAGCUACUCGCCUGUCUGGAGCGCUGACCGGCCGUCACCUGCCUGCCCUCGCUCAAGACUACAUCCACUUCUCAGAAUGACUGUGUCCUCGGCGCGGACCUAUCCUGAGGGAUCUCACUAAGGAAUCCGACUUUGACCUCCUCAUUACGGUGAACGCCGUGAACGCCGUGCUCGCCGUUCCCGCAUCCCUUCCAUCUUCGAAUGAUUGCGAAGCGUUACAACCGCCUCUAGACCGCAAAUAUGGAGCAUACACGCUCGCAGAGUCGACGUCUUGUGACUUAUGGCUCUUCCACGAGAAAUCAACCCCGUACAAUAACUGCGUCGGCAGCUAAGGAAUCAUUGGACCCCGCCGGGAAGAUGCGCGCAUCGCAUUCAACAACGAACCAAAAGUCUGCAAGCGAGCAUCGGAACAAACAAGCAAGACCUUCAGAGACGGUGCAAGCGACCAAGGUCUCGGGGGCGCUGCGCCCAGCCGAACAGGAUAGCAUUUAUGACCUUCCAUCAUCCGAUGAAGAGGAUCUGGACCUAGCUGCGCGGCGUAAGCGCCGGCGGUAUGGUGUUGACACGAACGGGGGUGCCUCUUAUUUCCGCAAUUCUCUCGCCGUGAGAACUCCACCUGAUUCUGAAGCAAAAGGUGGAUCUCAAGAUCAUUCGAUCAAAUUGAACCCCACGAUUCCCCCUCUCAAGGUCGAUUCGCCUCGCGCAACACGACACGUGUCAGGCCGGCGAGGUGCCCAGCCACAACAGAGUGACAAGACAUCAGCUAAAAACUCGAGAAAGCCCGCCGGAGACUUGCCAGUGAGUGCGUUUCAAAGGACUGAACCGACUUCGCUCCCCCCUCUCGACACGAGGGGACAAUCGAGUCAUUCGAAGGCCAAGCAAGCCUCAUAUGGAAGCAUAGUACCUAGUCCAAUAAUGGAGCAGCCGGGAUCUCCGAGCUUUCAAACGCAAGCAAGCACUCGAGGUGGAAAUACGACACCCACACGAAGGAGGCUAAUUGAUUCACUGGGUACACGAGGACAAUUGGUGGAUGCGUCACCUAGCAAUGCAGCUGUUAGCCAGCCACCCUCUCCUUUUACACCCCACAGCCCUAGCCGACCAAAGGCAUUACCUCCACAAAGCACGCGCGUGGACAGUCAGGCUACAGAUUCAACCCAGGAAUCAACCGUCGCGGUUUCACCACAUCUAACCGGCACUCGAGUCACAUAUGCUCGCCAACGUUCGUUUCUGGACGACCUUUGCCUGACAGAUGACUUAACUGGGCACAACAUGGCAGCUGCUUUUGAGCAAGAUGGUCUGUCGACGUCUCAAUCCCGGAGAUUUGACGACCUCCCCCGCACCCGUCUUUUCGAGAUUGAGGAAGUGAACAAUGAUGACGGGUCUAUUAGAAGUAUCCAUGAGCUUCGUCGAGCUGGAGGGAAUGCCCGUUACCGGGGUGCAGUUGAGUCGAUCUUUGAAGACAUUGAAGACCCCCACGUGUCCAUAUCUGGUCGAUGCAAUUCUUUCGUUCAGAUCUGUGACAAGCUGCUCGAUUCGAAACAAGCACGUCAAUUUGUCGAGUGCAACUUUGACAGAAGGCUCGUCGAUUGCCUCUCUAGGAACCUCGACACGGUCUCUGCUUCACUAGCUCUGUGCGUGUUUGGAUUAGCUUCACUAGGUCGAUCUUUGCCUUAUGUUUUUGCAGCUGCGGCAUGGCCAAAGCUGAUUCACAUACUGCCCCCUCUUCUGGGAAUUCAGGAUGACCUAUGUGCGGUAGUCCGCGCUCGAGGCAGCAAUUUGUCCAAGGCUGCCCAAAGAUCGGUGCAAAAUAUCGCACCCCAAAUCCACACAGCCUUGUUUGCCGAUGCAUCCGCACUGAGGCUCUCUCCAUGUGUCUUGGCACUGCACUGUUUGAGGGUGACCAUCUCAGCAUUCCAGGCCAAGGGUGAAAUACCUGAUGAUCUGCCUGCUCCUGUGCUGAGUCAACUUGUAAAAAUUCUUGUGUCCGAAAGCUCACAUCUUCAAGAGAAGCCGACGGAUGAUGCGGAGAGUUUACAUGUAUUGAUAUUGGGUUUAUCCAUUCUCGAGGUUCAGAUCACGUCCGGAGAUUCUGCUCAAGAGGAUCAGCGUGAUGCCUUUGGUAUUCUCUCUGGCAUGCACAGCUUGCUUCGACUGGAUAAAGAAGCCAGUUCGAUACGCCAGCAGGUGCAGACACUCUAUCUUCGCGUGGUCUUGAAUACCACCAAUAGCAACCCAACGCUUUGUGACAAGUUUGCAACAGCAGCCAUGAUUGACGAGCUAGCCAUGAUUGCGAUAGCCAGAUUUGGCGAACUAACCGAGGACACCCUUACCCACGAGAACAAUUCUCUCGAUACCGUGAUUCUAGCUCUGGGGGCUCUAAUCAAUCUGGUCGAACAGAGGGAGGCAUCGCGCACGAUGUUCCUCACUUCUGGUAGUGGUGCAGUAUCCAUUCUUGAUCAACUCUUACAACUCUUCUUGGCUCGAGUUGAUUCGACCUCUCAGGCUCAUUCGGUUUUGGAGGUACAUCACAAUGUCGCUGUGGGGUACUUGGCUGUUCUUCUCCUAGCACUUUGCCUACACACAGGCGCCCGCAUGCGAAUUAAGGAGUCCCUUCGUCCCAAUGGAUUAACAAUCAUCAUGUCCACUGUGAAUGAAUUCUUGCAGUACCACCAAAAGAUUGAACAAGAGCUACACCCUGCCCAAGCCAAUAAGGAGGCCAGUGGGUUCUUGGUACGGCUUCAAGACCUUAUCAAUGAAAUUCAACGCAUUGAUUAGGAGAGAGACUGGGCGAUAUUUGAUACGUCCGGCCUGGGUCUGAUGUACAUAGAUGGGCUGGUCAGCGUUUUGGGUUUUGGUGUUGGGUUUACCAGGCCAGGCAGGAAUCCGGCUGGCGGCAUGGAACAUAAUAGGCAUUAUAUGAAUGAUACCCUUUGCGAGAUGAGCCAACGAUGCUCUUGUUCCUCCA